Messenger RNA from Knipowitschia caucasica, 1386 nucleotides. The record is from the annotation of a GenBank genome assembly. Lineage: Eukaryota; Metazoa; Chordata; Actinopteri; Gobiiformes; Gobiidae.
AUGAAUGCACAGUUGUCGAUGGAGAAUAUAGAACUACACGGAUUGAGUCAUGAAUCUCUAGCUAGCCACGGAGAUCUGUUGAGCGGCCACAGCCCGCAUUCCCGUCCCAGCCCCAGAGGUUUGAGCCACCGCGCGAUGGGAAUGGCGACCCUUCUGGACAGCGGCGACUAUCAUCCCGGACAUCCCGGGCACCUGCACUCGGCCAUCAGCAUGUGUGAAGCCCCCCCUGGCAUGAGCUCCAGCAGCACUUACACCACCCUCACCCCGCUACAGCCCUUACCCCCCAUAUCCACCGUGUCGGACAAGUUUCCUCCACAUCAUCAUCACCACCACCACCACCAUCAUCCGCACCAUCCACACGCGCAUCCGCAUCAGCGGAUCCCCGGUAACGUCAGUGGCAGCUUCACGCUAAUGCGCGAGGACCGUAGUCUGGCUCCUAUGAACAGCCUGUACCCCGCCUAUCAUCACAAGGACCCCUGCAUGGGCCAGAGCCUCUCUCCGCUGUCCGGCUCCGGUCUCGCCAGCAUACACACGUCCCAAGCUGGCAUCCCUCCAUACGCACACCCUGGAGCCGCCAUGCCCGGGGAGAAGAUGCUUACUCCCAGUGGUUUUGAGGCGCAUCAUCCAGCCAUGUUGGGUCGCCACGCGGAGCAGCACAUGAGCUCAUCGGGCAUGGUCCAGAUCAACGGUCUGCAUCACCAUCCACACGCGCACCUCAGCGCGGCACAGGGCCACGCGCAGGGGCUGGGGGGCAGAGAACAGGCCUCUGGGCCCGGACAGCCUGGAGGGGUUGGCACUGGAGGUGCAGUAGCGGGAGGGGGGGCUGUUUCUGGAGGGCAGAUGGAAGAAGUAAAUACCAAAGAGGUGGCGCAAAGGAUCACCACAGAGCUCAAGCGCUACAGUAUCCCUCAGGCCAUCUUUGCGCAGAGGGUUCUGUGCCGGUCCCAGGGGACGCUGUCCGAUCUGCUAAGGAACCCUAAACCCUGGUCCAAGCUCAAGUCCGGCAGAGAGACCUUUCGCCGUAUGUGGAAGUGGCUGCAGGAGCCUGAGUUCCAACGCAUGAGCGCACUCAGGCUCGCAGGUGAGCGAAGCCUCGCCUGCAAGCGCAAAGAACAGGACCACGGGCGGAACGAUCGGGGGAAUGCUUCUAAGAAGCCUCGGCUGGUGUUCACAGACGUGCAGCGGAGGACUCUUCAUGCCAUCUUCAAGGAGAACAAGCGCCCGUCCAAAGAGCUGCAACUGACCAUCGCGCAGCAGCUGGGCCUGGAGUUGGCUACAGUUAGUAACUUCUUCAUGAAUGCUCGCCGCCGCAGCCUGGACAAGUGGGUGGACGACGGUUCCGGUCACCCACCCAACACGGGCCCAAAUGCCUGCACCAAAGCCUGA